AUGCAUAGUUCAGCGUUUGAGCAACCAGUUGACGUCCCUAAAAGAAGGAAGUAUUCUAAUGUCCCGAGGUCUCUUGAUGAGAUAAAUAGAAAAACCGAAAUCAGCUUUCAACAACCGUUUUCUGCACCCAUUCUUCAUUCAGUUCCCCCAUCCAUAUUACCUAUUAUUUAUCCUCCUUUACAGACGCAAGAUUUUUUUACCGAUGUGACUAGUGAUGUGACGGAUCCCAAUAUCUCGAGGCAGAUUAAGGGAAUUUUACAAAACUUCCCACCUCCAAUUCCACCGUAUUUGUCUAAGGAAAUGGCCCCACCACAGGGAGGUAUGAUGAUACCAUUCAUUUAUCCACCUCCACCGAUUAUUACGAAUGAAACACCCGUAGUUGAACCCAUAAAAGCUGAUGCGGGAAUGCCAAUAUCUCCUACGACUAACGAAAAGUACGUAGAAUUGCCUCCAUUGCCAUUUCCGCCUCCAAAUUACAUGCCAUAUCCAUUGAUAUCAGAUCAAUCUUCGCUUACACCAAACGAGGUAUUUGCGUCAUUUUUGGAGGCGCUGCAAAAGUUACCAAGAAUCGAUAUGGUUUUGGCCAGUGCAGCUGGUUCACUCUUUGAUUUAAGAAUUCAGGCAGACGAAGAAGGCUUUACGUAUGAGCAAUAUGAAAUCAUGAAAAGCAAAAGGGUCGAAGCUUUAAAAAAUAAAAAGAAGUUGGGAAUUUCAACUAAAGAAUCCGAAUCUGAAGACGAAGAGUUUGACUCUGACGAUCUCGAAGAUUAUAUGGAAUAUGCUUCGAAUGUUGAUGUAACAGACGCGUUUGAUAAUUAUGCUAAACUGGUUAAUUAUACCGAAACCUUUGAACAGGAUAACAGCUAUCCGCCAGAAUAUUUGAAGAUAACUCCAAAUGUCAGCGACAUUAAAGGUAAACGAAACAAGCAUGUCAAAUCUGAAAAAAUGAAUGACGAAUAUGUUUUAGAUCCAUUAACUCGAUUUAAGGAGAUGCAGCCAUUAAACUCUAAUAAAAUUAUGUCACAUUCUAAUAAAGAUAUUAGUUCUGCAAAUGGUAUUAAUAAAGAAAAAAGAAGGAAAGAAUUGGAAAUGUCGGUUGACGAAUUGUCAGAAUUUGAAUCUAAUCAUAAGCAUGAUAUAUAUAUUACAAAAAAGAAAAAGUUGUUGGAGAGAUUGCAAAAUUUAAAAGACUCCAAAAUUCAAUUCUUGGGUUCUGACGAUCAAUUGAAGGAUGAAGAAUUAUUGAACUAUAAGAAGCUCUUAGAGGAGCGUAGGGACGAAGAAUUGGUAAGAUUGAAAAUUAAUUUUAACUAUCAGUAUUUAAAAAAUUUAUUGAUAUUUUAUCAAGAGUCAAACAAGGUCUACAAAAACGUAAAUGCUUUGGUUUUAAAUAAAUUGAUGAAAUUGAAAAAUUUCUUCGAAUUCCAGAAGAAUAUAUUUGAGGAUGCAAUAAAAAAUGGAGACUCGAAGGAUGGUUUAUUUGAUGUCAAAAGUAAAGAAUCUACAAAAUUGUUUAAUGGAGUAUCAGAGAGGGAUUUUAACACUGAAAUCAAACAAAUCAUGAAUUCAACCAAAAGAGAAAAUGAGAAAACAAGACAAUCUGGAAAUAAUGCUCCAGUUGUUCAUGACUAUAUGCCUUUAAUCUCUGCGAAUGAAUUUAAUAUAAUCACAGGAGACUUACCAAGUAAGAGCAAGCAAUCCAAGGAUUCUUCAAAAUCAGCAACCUCAAAAGCAUUCGAUAACAUUAAACAUCAUAUAUUCCAAAGUUCUUUGUACGAUCCAAUUACUUCUGGUUCGGAUACUAAUAAUGCAUCAGAAAGUACUACAGGUACACCGUCGAAAAGAAGAGGUAGAAGAAGUGGUAACAACCCAGGCGAUAAACUAAUCGAUGAUAGUGAUAAAUCAAGUUCAAAGUACACAGAAUCCUUGCUAUUAGCCAAAAUAAUGAAGCAUUUUACAGGGCCUCAGGGUGCUAAUCCGGAUGAACUCACUGGUGAUUUGGAAAUAAUGGGUGUUAAAACAAGGUGGCCAAUUCAGUACACCAAAUAG
Messenger RNA from Debaryomyces hansenii CBS767, 2049 nucleotides. RefSeq names its product Fgr47p (gene FGR47). The record is from RefSeq and is a predicted model, not a curated record. Lineage: Eukaryota; Fungi; Ascomycota; Pichiomycetes; Serinales; Debaryomycetaceae. The coding region runs from base 1 to 2049 and encodes 682 amino acids. The transcript has a single exon.